AUGUCAAUCAGGCAUAUUUUCACAGCAUUACUAGUGGCCGUCGGCACCUCGUCCCUCGAGUUGUUGCCUUCGUUGCCCCAAAGCGACAGUGAUUUCACAACUACAGCGACCUGGGAAUUGGAGAAAACUGCAAAGACAAUUUUUGUCGAUUCAUCAUUUGCGAACGUAUCCGACACCGACGGUCUCACGCUCAUCCCACCAACGGCAUACGACUUUGCCUCAACCUUCCGCGAUGACAUUAGCAUCCUGCUGUCACAGAACUGGACCCUUGAACGCAUAAAUGGCCUUCCGAAUCUCAGCAAUGCAAGUGGCAUCUUUCUUGGCAAGUACAAUGGCACCACAAAAUAUGAGAACGGCUCUCCUACUACGGAGGGCUACGAAUUGCGAGUGACAUCGCCUUCGUCAGUCUUCAUCGGUGGGAGUGGAGCAAGGGGAAUGUUCUGGGGGACCCGCACCCUCCUGCAGCUCAUAAUGACAACCUCUCCCACUGGCGGUAGUGGUAGCUUAUCUGUUGGCUUCCGCACUACUGAUGCACCUGCAUAUGCCACCCGUGGUUUCCUGCUCGACGCUGGACGAAAAUGGUACUCCCCAUCCUUCCUGAAGGAGCUCUGCAGCUAUGCGAGCUUCUUCAAGAUGAGUGAGUUUCACUAUCACCUUUCGGACAAUUACCCACUAAACCGGGGGAAGAACGAGACUUGGCAGAAUGUGUAUAGCCACUUCUCCCUGCUGCCGGAGAAGGAUACCGAGUUGAAGGCUAUCUUGCACGGGAGAGAAAACGAGACCUUGAGCCGGGAUGAUUUUAUGGAUCUGCAGCAGCAUUGUGCCAGCAGAGGUGUCACCGUUAUCCCUGAGAUCGAAGCUCCUGGUCACUGUCUGUACCUCACCAAGUGGAAGCCUGAGUUGGCCCUGCCUAAAAAGGACCUGCUUAACCUCACACACCCAGAAACGAUACCAACCGUCAAGCGCAUCUGGGCAGAGUUUCUCCCCUGGUUCCGGACCAAGGAGGUGCACAUCGGUGCUGACGAAUACGACAGCGAGCUGGCAGAUGACUAUAUCAAUUUCGUCAAUGAAAUGUCGCGCUGGGUGAACAAGACCUCCAAUAAGCGGGUCAGGAUCUGGGGAACAGACGAGCCUUCUAACAGGCUGACCAUUGACCGCGACAUCGUGAUCCAGCACUGGCAAUAUGGCCAAUCAGACCCUAUCCAGGUUCUCCAAGAUGGCCAUGAUCUUAUCAACUCGGAAGAUUGGUGGGCAUACACUUCUAUCAAGAGCGACCACGCACCGAUUCUUCCAGCCCGUUACCCGCAGUUCUUCAACGAAUCACGCAUUCUCAAUUUUGCCGACCAGCAAGGCUGGCAGUGGCAGCCGAGCGACUUUAACCCUUUCAACAAGACCAUGCAGGUCGACCCCGGCGCCAAGGGGCUCCGUGGUGCGAUAUUGGCGGCGUGGAACGACAAUGGCCCAGACGCUUCAACUCAACUCGAGGCAUACUAUUCAAUGCGCCGAGGCAUCGCGCUCACCGGUGCGAGGGCCUGGAGUGGUAAGAGGGGGGUAGAGCUCAACCCCGAUCUGGUAUCAACGAGCGUGGAUUUCUUUUCACCGCUCGUCCCAGCGCAGAACCUGGACAGGACCGUGCGGGGAACAAACUUGACCUCUGUGCCGACGGGCAGCAGCAGCGCCAACCGCAACCCGAUAAUCAGCUGGAAGGCCGGCGAAGAAUGGGCCGUCGAAGGGAGCAAGGGGAUGAACUACACCAUGAAGCUGACCGCCGAUGGUCCUUUUUCACUCAGCGGGCCUGACAACAGCCUCAGUCUGAUUCAGUCUGAUAAUGGGCAUUCUUUGGUAUUUGUAGCUGACGGUUACGAGUAUCCUCUGCGGUCUGUGUCCGAAAAGGACGGGAUGGAGUUGGAUCCAGGCCACCCAGGCCGGAUCUGGGUGAAUGCCUCUUCAAACCAUCAAGUUAUUGAGAACAUCUCGACACCGGUUAACAUCACGAUUACAACGGAUGUCUUGCAUGGCAGCCUGGUCUGGAUCAGCGGGCAAUUCGUGGGGAGGUUUGAGGUAUUUGUGUACGGUGGGCGUAAUACCCAGUUUAGUUGGAAUCAAAUGGCGUUUGUUGCGCCUUUGAGAAAGAUGGACGGCGGGUUGACGAGCCUGGUGUUGGACGAUGGGGUCAGCAUGCCUGGAGGGGGCGCAGACAACGGGACAGCGCAGCCGCCGAGUCAAAGUGUUGGUUCUACACUUGGUGGUUUGGGGUCAUGGACAGUAAUUAUAGGAGCUCUGUUGUUACAGAUCGCUACCUGGGUCUCUUUUUAG
Molecule: messenger RNA, 2316 nt
Organism: Pyricularia grisea
Lineage: Eukaryota; Fungi; Ascomycota; Sordariomycetes; Magnaporthales; Pyriculariaceae
Exons: 1
Coding region: 1-2316 (771 amino acids)
Biological process (GO): carbohydrate metabolic process
Molecular function (GO): beta-N-acetylhexosaminidase activity
Source: RefSeq, a predicted model, not a curated record